This is a messenger RNA of Sphenostylis stenocarpa, 1509 nucleotides long. Lineage: Eukaryota; Viridiplantae; Streptophyta; Magnoliopsida; Fabales; Fabaceae. The record is from the annotation of a GenBank genome assembly.
AUGAAUAAACCUUUCUUUCACAAUUGCGAUAUCAAAUCUACGAAGAUGAAGACUUUCUGCUCAAUUCAACCACACCACCAUUUUCGUUGCACAAGAUUUUUCUCUCACACAACCACAAGGACUCAACUUUCUUUUCCUACAAAGGUCUUCUUUUGCCAGGCAAAAUCUGGCACAGAUGGGUCAUUGCAUUUAAAAUUGAUGUCUCCUACUCUAUUAGCAGCAGAAAAGGAAGAAGCCAAGGCUGUGUUGACCUUGUUUUUGAAGAAACGAGGUUUAAGCAAUGCGAUUGCUGCUAGAACCAUCAACAAGUCAGAUCUUUUUGUUGAUCACCUUAUCUCAAAGCUUCAUUCUAAACACAUAUCUUGGUAUCUCGCAGGGAGAGAGCUUACAACUCUGGAGAUCAGGGAUGCACUUUUCCCUUAUCUUGAAUCUCUUUUUGAAGAGCAUGGAGACAUUCUAGUGGAUGUAGUGGAAAACUAUCCAAAUCCACCUGUUAAGGAUAAAUUAGCUGUUCCGAUUCCCCCUUCUAAUCCAGUGUUAGACUCUAAAAAGCUUAAAGCUGUGUCCCGAGUGAGCGAGAUUGACCCGAAUGGUGGCAUUCUUCGUCCUCAUAUUGAAUAUUUGAUGGAACUUGGUAUGGAUAUUGAGCAGAUUAGGAGUAUCACACGAAGAUUCCCAUCUUUUGCCCACUAUAGCUUGGAGGGUAAAAUUAAGCCAGUAGUUGAGUUUCUCCUUGAAGUUGGAGUGCCAAAAGAGCACAUGCCCUCUAUCCUCAAUAAAAGACCUCAAUUAUGUGGAAUCAGUUUAUCUGAAAAUCUUAAACCCACCAUGAAGUUCUUUGAAUCUUUGGGUGUUGACAAAAGACAAUGGCCAAAGAUGAUCUAUCGGUUCCCAGCCAUGCUAACUUAUAGCAGGUCAAAAGUAAUGGAAAGCAUAGAUUUUCUCCUUGAAUUAGGCCUGUCAAAAGAGAGUAUAGGUAAGAUUUUAACUCGCUGCCCUAAUAUUGUUAGUUACAGUGUAGAGGACAAUCUCCGACCCACCGCCAAGUACUUCCGUUCUUUGGGGGUAGAUGUUGGCAUUCUUCUGUUUAGAUGCCCACAGAAUUUUGGUCUUAGCAUUGAGACCAACCUAAAGCCUGUAACAGAUUUUUUCUUGGGGAGGGGAUACACUUUGGAAGAAAUUGGGACCAUGAUUUCAAGAUAUGGAGCCUUGUAUACUGUCAGCUUGACUGAAAAUUUGAUUCCAAAAUGGGAUUUCUUUUUGACCACGGGUUACCCAAAAUCUGACCUGGUUAAGUUUCCUCAAUAUUUUGGAUACCGUUUUGAGGAAAGGAUUAAACCUAGAUUUACAAUUAUGAAAAAAUAUGGAGUGAAGUUACUGCUGAACCAAGUUCUUUCACUGUCAAGCAGUAACUUUAAUAAGGCCUUGAAAAAGAAAAUGAAGAAAAGGCUAGAAGGAUGGCAUUCAAGUUAUGGCAGCAUAGUAGCUCAAUCAGAUAACCAAAAUUGA